Messenger RNA from Carassius carassius (crucian carp), 1661 nucleotides. RefSeq lists its product as uncharacterized. The transcript has 3 exons. Lineage: Eukaryota; Metazoa; Chordata; Actinopteri; Cypriniformes; Cyprinidae. Gene Ontology annotation, molecular function: DNA binding. The record is from RefSeq and is a predicted model, not a curated record. Bases 253 to 1221 code for a protein of 322 amino acids.
GACUGAUUAUACCUCAUAUGAAUGAUCAAGUCAUUUGGCCAAAGGGUUUACAGUAAAAGCUGUAGUUCCUCCUGUCCUGUGAAGGGUGCUAGAGUCACUUCAGCUAAAACAGAGAUCUAAUGUACUGGGGGUUUGAUUUUAAAGGGGGAACUUUCACGCGCUAUUGUCUGUCUCUCGUCUCUGUUAUCGGUAGGCUAUCUGUAUGGUCUGUAUUUAUUGUUUAAAUACAGAGACCUGAAAUAGAGUAGUAAAAUGACUGAACUGGAUCGUCUGAACACCUUCAUGACCGAGCGCUUGAUGGCUGCUGUGAAGGAGAUCAUCGUCACGGUCGGUAGAACGGUUCGGGAGUAUGAGGAGGAAUCGGAGCGAAUCCGGAGCGAAAACAAGCGACUGAAAGAAAUGUUACGAGACUCCGGGUGCUUCAUUGAACAAGCAAAUGCUGCUCCUGUGCAGUCUUAUCAACCCAUCUCUCCUGGGCAGUCCGGAUGGAUCUGCAGCCAGAAUGAGGAGCUAGAACCCGUUGAAGAGAUCCAGCAGGACCAAAGCCAGAGACUCGGUGAACAACACCCAUUCAUAAAACCGGAAAAGCCUGAGUACUCUGUCGAUGCUUACAGGGAAUCCAUAGCUUUCCCAUCAAAAGCCACCAAUGACGAGGGCUCACACAUGUGCGCUGAUCACACCAACCCAAAUCCUAUUGAGGAUGAAAUGACAAACUGUCGUUUCUCAUCUAAAAUCAAAGUUGAAUUCAUGAACUCCAGCUUGUGUUCAGGCGAUGCAAUGGGAAGCACUGAAGAUGCAUAUCAGAGCUGGUCGCCACACAGCCCAGAUUUGCCUUUAGGGACAUCGGACAUCUAUAGAGCACAGCACCCAAACCAGCCAACAUUCACAGUAUCACAGCAUAACAGUUCAUCUCAUGAUGCCAAUCACGUUUCAUAUCACAACAUAUUGUGUACAAACAGGGCUUACUGUAGCAGUAAAUGCUGUGAAAUGCAAAAGAGGACAAUAGCAAAAUCAAGCCCUGUGUGGAAGUAUUUCUCUCUAAAAGAGGGAGACUGUAGCAAAGCAGUGUGCCUUAUGUGUAGGGCCGUCAUAUCUCGUGGUCGCAAAGAAUACACAACGUCUGCCCUUCUAAAGCACCUACGGAUGAAACAUGGAAAUGCACUAAUCUUUGGCAGUGCUAAGAAGAGACGAAUGAAAGAGAUUACGAGAAAGACUGUGUGAAAACCACUAAACCACUCUCAGCCAGUGUGGACAUCAUGGCCAACCUUUGAGUGUUUUCAAACGAAUUGAAAUAGCUACAUCAUACAGAGUGGGAUGAGAUAGGGCAGUCAGAAAUUCAUGCAUACAAUAACCAUCCAAGCUUUUUGAUUAUGGUUACAGAUGAAGAGUAGAAUCGUUCUGUUUGGAAAAAACCUCACAAUCCUUAAUUCGUAAGUAACCGGGGAACAAAUUUCAUCACCGUAUUGUCUUAAAAAAAAUAACAGGAUGUAAAAACUAGCUAGGGUAUGAAUAAUAUCUAAGAAAACUAAUAAAAAGAGAUUUAAUCAUUUUACAGACAUUUACAGAAUAUUUUACCACCCCACUGAAAUCUAAAAUGUUUGAGGUUUUUCACUUGAUUUGUCUUUUAUAAUCAUUUUCACAAUAAAUGAAUCCUGGUUUAA